Molecule: messenger RNA, 3185 nt
Organism: Dreissena polymorpha
Lineage: Eukaryota; Metazoa; Mollusca; Bivalvia; Myida; Dreissenidae
Exons: 2
Coding region: 384-1496 (370 amino acids)
Biological process (GO): protein ubiquitination
Cellular component (GO): cytoplasm
Molecular function (GO): ubiquitin protein ligase activity
Source: RefSeq, a predicted model, not a curated record
GUUUCCUUUUGUAAAUUGCUCUAUAAUAACUUUGAAUACACAAAUAUAAACACGUGUGUAUGAAACGACAUAAACCUAAUCAAAUCGAAAGUAGGCUUGUUAACUCCAAUGUCACCGUGUACCUUUGUUACUAUGAAUGUAUUUACAUGUUCUUCCUACAUCGUGUUUUUACAUAGUGAAAGCUUUCGUGACAUUGUGUAUACAAUAAGGAAAAACUUGAAAAGGAAAAAUACAUGUGAUCGAUGCAGUUUAACACGAGGCUUGGUAACAUAACAUUCAUGUGACGUCAAUAAUUCCAGCCAUUUACUUUAACUUUAUAAACUGCUACUUGGGGUGUUGAUCGUGAAAAGAAUAAGGAAUAUUGAAGACAGCCUCAUGCUACAAUGGGAACAGUGGAGGUUCAAAAUGAGGCUGGUGACAACUCUAUGUUGGUUAAAGGCCUUUGUUUUUGUGGCGCUGGUUUAUCUUCCAUAAUCGAAAGAACCCUUUCUGCGAUUGAUAAUAUCACACAUGCAAUAUGGGUCAUGCUAUCGGGAGCAACAUACAUUGUUACUGGAAUUGUGGAUUUUACAAUUCGUGCACCAGUUAAAAUAAUAGUAUGGCUUUUAUUUGCAAUUCAGACUAUUUUAGAAACUAUAAUCUAUGUAUUUCUUGAUUUGUUUUUAUACGGCUUUUCCGAGAUCUUGAUAUGUACGAUCAGUUCCAUAACAAAUGCCAUCAAUGUUAUUAUCCGGACUCCUUUUUAUGUCCUCAAUUGUACUGUCUCCUGUUUGUUCUCGAUUGUUAUUAAUUACGCCAGGGCAAUUGACUUCAUUGUAUUUAAAAUAGUCUUUCCUGUAGGGGACGUUAUUUACUGGUAUGCCGCUUUUGUGCUUACUGUAGUCGGUAUUUUUCAUGUAACUAUGGAGUGUACUAAACUAACUAAAAGCGAAAUUAAAACACUUUGGCAUCAGCAUGGAUACAAAUUCCUAAUCAUGGCUCCACUUUUAUAUGCCGCAUUAGACAUAUGGCGCAUUGUGCUUUCACUUAUCUUAAUAUAUGCACUUCAUCCUGCAGUGUAUAUGUUCAUAUUUUUGUGUGUAAGUUUAGGCAUCGUUGCACUCGCUCAGUUAUUGCAUGAAAGCGUCCGGCAGCCGGUACGCAAUCGGUACGAACAAGCAAUGCGUUCCAUUAACGGACUUUUGUAUCUUACGAGGGCAAGAUCAAGAUUAACACGGUUGUGGCUUCAGCGAAAUUGCAAUGCCCUGGAACUAUUUUGGAGACGGAAUUUUCAAGAACGUGCUCAACAAAAUGAUACUCCUCAAGUUCGACUGCAGACAAAUUUGAUUGACGCCGAGAUAGCAAACGAGUGUGUAAUAUGCUUCGAAAGGAAGUCUUUCAUCACAAUCUUACCCUGCAUGCAUAGUAACAUUUGUCAGACUUGUGUUUCGCAGCUUCUUCAGAAUGACUACCGGUGUCCUUUGUGUAGGGGAACUAUAAUGUUCAUUCGUUCAUAGAUCUCAUUUGACCUUUUACGGUUUCUUAUGUUGAUGCUAUGCAUACAUGUAGUUCGUGCCAUGUUAUUAUUAUUUGUAUGAAUGUUUGAAUAUUAACUUUCUGCUGCCAUAUAUUUCAGAGUUACGUUUGACAUAUUUUUUUAUUUGCCCUUUACUCUCUACAGCUGACCACUUCUGUGUUGCUUAACUAAAUAUUCACCCGGAUGUGGUACCGGGGCCUUCUCUAUAUUACAAGAAUAGAUGCAGCUGUUUCUUUAAUAAUAAUAUUUUUUUUUACAAAAUACUAGUAUGCACAAGCAUUUAACGAUUGAGUCGAUAUAAUAUUGUGCUCAAAUCAAAGAACGAUUUAGUCGAUGACAGAUGUAUGGAGUUGUGGAUGAAUGAAUGGGUGGAUGAUGGGUAGGUGUGUUAAUUUUUGGUUGGUGGGUGGACGGGUGGAUGAGUGGGUUGGUGGGUGGACGGAUGGAUGGAUGGGAGGGUGAGUGGUUGGACUGGUGGGUUGAUGGAUGGAUAAUUGGAUGGAUCGAUUAACUGAUGGAUGGUGGUUGGUGCAUUAUUUUUUGGUCGAUGGGUGGACGGAUGGAUGAGUGGAUGAGUUGGUCGGUGGUUUGACGGAUUGAUGGAUAUGUGGGUCGGUGGGUGGACGGAUGGAUGGGUUGGUGGGUCGGUGGUUGGAAGGAUGGAUAGGUGGGUGGGUCGGUGGUUGGACUGAUGGAUGGGAGGGUAGGUGGUUGGAUUGAUUGAUUGAUGGCAGGGUCAGUGGUUGGACUGAUGGAUGGAUGGGAGGGUCAGUGGUUGGAUUUAUGGAUGUAUGGAAGGGUCAGUGGUUGGACUGAUGGAUGGAUGGGAGGGUCAGUGGUUGGACUGAUGAAUGGAUGAGAGGGUCAGUGGUUGGACUGAUGGAAUGAUGGGAGGGUCAGUGGUUUGACUGAUGGAUUGAUGGGAGGGUCAGUGGUUGGGCUGAUGGAUUGAUGGGAGGGUCAGUGGUUGGACUGAUGGAUUGAAUGGAGGGUCUGUGGUUGGGCUGAUGGAUGGAUGGGAGGGUCAGUGGUUGGACUGAUGGAUGGAUGGGAGGGUCAGUGGUUGGACUGAUGGAUGGGAGGAUCAGUGGUUGGAAUGAUGGAUUGAUGGGAAGGUCAGUGGUUGGACUGAUGGAUGGGAGGGUCAGUGGUUGGACUGAUGGAUGGAUGGAAGGGUCAGUGGUUGGACUAAUGGAUGGAUGGGAGGGUCAGUGGUUGGGCUGAUGGAUGGUUGGGAGGGUCAGUGGUUGGACUGAUGGAUGGAUGGGAGGGUCAGUGGUUGGAAUGAUGGAUGGAUGGUUGGUUGGGUCGUUGGGUGGACGGAUGGAUUGAUGGAUGGAUUAAUGGGUGGGUUGUGGGCGGAUGAAUUGUGCUAAUUAUUGACUUUUUCUACCUUAAACGAAUAGAAAUAUUUAAAGAUUGCUACACCGUUAAUUGAAAUAGAUUUGCUUUCCUUCUGUAGAUUAUUAGUUUUCCUAGGUAGUAUUCUUUCUAAAUCAAGUUAGUCAAUAUUUCAUUUGCCGAUAUACAGGUCCACACGUUUUGUUUAAAUUUGGAUGUUUUGUUUAUGGCCCUUGAUUAAUCAUAAAUCAAUCUUUUUAUGUGCUCACUCCUUUUAAAAAGGUUGUGAUCCUAAUCACAAGAUGGAUUAAAUCUGAUACAUUUUUAA